UACGGGAUGACGCCUCUGAUGCAUGCUGCUUAUAAAGGAAAAGCAGACAUGUGCAAGCUGCUGUUGCAACACGGAGCGGACGUGAACUGCAAUCAACACGAGCACGGAUACACAGCGCUGAUGUUCGCAGGACUGUCAGGGAAGACUGACAUCACGUGGAUGAUGCUGGACGCCGGGGCGGAAACGGACGCAGUCAACUCUGUCGGAAGGACCGCCGCGCAAAUGGCUGCGUUUGUCGGGCAACACGACUGUGUCACCGUCAUCAACAACUUCUUCUCCCGCGCCAGACUAGACUACUACACCAAACCCCAGGGUCUGGAGAAGGAACCCAAGCUGCCGUCCAAACUGGCCGGACCCCUCCACAAGGUCAUCAUGAGCACCAACCUGAACCCCGUCAAGAUGGUGAUGCUGGUGACGGAGAACCCCCUGUUGGCAGAGGCCGAGGCUCUGGAAAAAUGCCGCCGGGUGAUGGAGCUCAUCUGUGAGAAGUGCAUCAAGCAGCAGGACAUGAACGAGGUGCUGGCCAUGAAGAUGCAUUACAUCAGCUGCCUGCUGGGGAAGUGUGCCUCCUUCCUCAAAGACCGCGAGGACAAGCUGGACGGACUCAUUAAGAGUCUGCUCAAAGGUCGGGACAGCGACGGCUUCCCCGUCUACCAGGAGAAGUUUCUCAGAGAGUGCAUCCGCAAGUUCCCCUACUGUGACGCUACUCUGCUGCAGCAGCUGGUCCGCAGCAUCGCUCCUGUGGAGAUUGGUAACGACCCAACAGCUCUGUCCGUGCUGACUCAGGCUAUCACAGGUCAGGUCGGCUUCAUGGACGCAGAGUUCUGCACCUCGUGUGGAGAGAAAGGAGCCGAGAAGAGAUGCUCUAUAUGUAAAAUGGUGAUCUACUGUGGCCAAGCCUGCCAGAAGAUGCACUGGUUCACCCACAAGAAAGUCUGCAAGAAACUCCAACAGCAGAGAGAGAAGCACGACGCAGAAGCUGCCAAACUGAGGCUGCAGCAGAGCAAAGAGGAGAGUUCAGCAGUGCAGGAGGCCACAGACUCCAUGAAGGAGCUCUCAGUGGAGACCAACAGUGAAGCCGCUCCCUCAGACACUACAGCAGAAACCCCAAACCCCGCCCCUAUCCCGGCAGCUGCUGACAACUGAAGAACAUCAGCAACCACCUGUCCCAGAAUACAUCCAUACACCACGAACAGAGAGCGAACUGGCAGCGAGACAGAAAGCCAGAGACGGACUGGUCCAGCACGAGAUAAGAACCCAUAUUUAUUACUGAUGCGAGACUGCCCGCCAAGGCAGGGAGACAUCUUUUUGUCAUUUUUCUAUGUUGAUUUUUUCAGAUGAUAUAAUGUCAUAUGUGAGUGUGAAAAUAAUGUAGGCUGGCGUGUUUGUGGUAGAGGUCACCGGGAGGAAUUUUGGGUGAAGAUGUGAAGAGUUAAUGACGAAAUGUAAUUCUGCCUUAAAGAAACUGUAGCAACCUGUGUGGGAGCGAAGUGACUGUGUAGCCGAUCAAGAGCUGUCGCAAACGUGCGUUAAGAAAAUACUUGAUUUGUUAACAGAAACCUUCUUUUGUACUGAUAACCUCAUUGUGGAUGGUGAAUGGAUAAGCAGGGCUGCACAAUAUUGACCAAAAAUGUAUAUUUUAAAUAUUAUAACAAGACAUGAAUUUAUUUGUAUUUUUCACCAUCUUAAAAAAAAAGGUAGUUUUAAAACGUGUGUGGAUGGUGGAAGAUGAAGCUAAUGCUCAGGUUUUUUUCAAAUUAUAAAAGUUUUCUCCCGAAGUGCAACAUCAUUUUGUCGAUGAAGGAUUCUCCACAGCACAAAAAACACAUCAUCAGUACUGAUACUCUUCAGUUUAUUGUGUCUGACGGCUUCUACUGUGUCCAACAAACUGAUCUUAAUCAUGUUCAAUAAAGACCUGCUUCA
Scomber japonicus (chub mackerel) is the source of this 1923-nucleotide messenger RNA. It is a transcript of the gene ankmy2a, whose product is annotated as ankyrin repeat and MYND domain containing 2a. The annotation marks the transcript as partial. Lineage: Eukaryota; Metazoa; Chordata; Actinopteri; Scombriformes; Scombridae. Gene Ontology annotation, molecular function: protein binding. The transcript is spliced from 8 exons. The record is from RefSeq and is a predicted model, not a curated record.